Penicillium odoratum is the source of this 1656-nucleotide messenger RNA. Its product is annotated as cytochrome P450. Gene Ontology annotation, molecular function: iron ion binding; oxidoreductase activity, acting on paired donors, with incorporation or reduction of molecular oxygen; heme binding. NCBI's taxonomy places the organism in Eukaryota, Fungi, Ascomycota, Eurotiomycetes, Eurotiales, Aspergillaceae. The transcript has 3 exons. The record is from RefSeq and is a predicted model, not a curated record. The coding region runs from base 1 to 1656 and encodes 551 amino acids.
AUGUCGGUAAAACAGUUCUACUUGCUGGGUGAGCCCAGUGCUUCCGCUCGUAAUGUCGAGUUGGAGUCAACUCUCGAUUAUGCUGGAAUUCAACUUUGGGUUGCAGGACAGUUUGCUAUCGUUGAGCCCACUGGUAUCUCCUUCCAGACAGAAGACGCAGAGCUCUCUACUCCAUCGGAGAUUCUCACAAGUCAAGACCCCAUCGCUAUCGCCAUCGAUGGCAAACCUGUGCGAGAAAUUCCGGGUCCCAAAGGCCUACCAUUUGUGGGAAACUUCUUCGAAGUUUACCCCGAUCAUUUAGGAAACCAUCAACGCCUAUUUGAUCAAUAUGGCCCAAUUUUCAAGACCACCAACAUGGGCCGUACAAUCUAUCAUACCAACGAUCCUCAACUGUCACAGAUUGUCUUUUCUGAGUCGGACUUUUUCACCAAGAAUAUCAACGAGUCACACCCCUUGUACCCGAUCAAAAACAAGGAGGCCGGUGUCUUCUUAGGAGAUACUGACACCCCCGAGUGGCGUGCUGCUCAUAAGUUCCUUCCUCCUGCUCUUGGCCCCAAGGCCGUUCGUCACUAUGCGCCAACUAUGCAGCAGACUGUCGAGGAUGCUUUCUCUGUGUUUGAUCACUUUGACGAGCAAGGUGAAGCAUGGAAUGUUUACCAGUACAUGCUGAAACUGGGUUCGCAGGCAGUUGGUAAGCUGGUGCUGGGCAUCGACUUUCACCACUUUACCUCUCCCACUGCCCCGCCUCACGAGCUGGUGUACCGCAUUGCGGAAUCGUUGACUCUGAACAAGAAGGUGUCGGCGUGGGGUGACUGGUACGGUAAAUUGCCAUUUGGUGAUCCGAAGAAACUGCGCGACGCACGAGUACGGAUCGUCGAAAUGGUCACCGAAUCCAUCAAAAACGCAGCCCGUGGUGGUAUCAAAGACCUGCCCCUUCAGGAUGCAGCUCUCACGGCUUCCAAUAUGGUUGACUAUGCCAUUCGUGCCACAGACAACAAGGGCGAGAAACUGCCCAAGGCAAGCUUGAUGUCAGCCUUGGUCGUAGCCACUGGUGCUGGAUUCACCACAACCAGCUCCCUCCUCUCUUGGCUCCUUUACUCCGUCGUCAACUACCCAGGCAUGCAAGAUCGCCUGCUGCAAGAGCUAAUCGAUCACGACAUCGAUGCCGACACCCUAAUCACAGCGGAUUUAACCGACAAAUUGACCUUCCUGGACAAAUUCAUCAAAGAAACACAACGUCGCCACAAUCCCUCCUACCAACCCGCUCGCACAGCAAAGGUCGAUAUGAUUCUCCCUGGUGGAUACAAACUCCCCCAAGACUCCAUCGUCAUCCCAGCUCUCCACCACAUCCACAAUAACCCGAACGUCUGGGAUAAUCCUGCGCGCUUUGAUCCCGAUCGCUGGGAUCGCGACGAGGUCAAGAACCGUCACAAGGCUGCAUACAUUCCUUUCGCUGCUGGACCGCGAAUGUGUAUUGGAUUCAACUUUGCUUUGCAGGAGGUGAAGGUUUUCUUACCGAAACUUCUUUAUCGGUAUAAGUUUACUCGAGAGAGUGAUGGGCCGAUUGAGUAUGAUCCUAUGUUCCAGUUGAUACGACCAAAUAAUUUGUAUGUUCGGGCUGAACGACGAGUGAAAUGGCCACCGAAGACUGAGUGA